Molecule: messenger RNA, 9157 nt
Organism: Podarcis lilfordi (Lilford's wall lizard)
Lineage: Eukaryota; Metazoa; Chordata; Lepidosauria; Squamata; Lacertidae
Source: the annotation of a GenBank genome assembly
AUGAUCCGCCAGGGGCUGUUGCUGCUCCUGCUGGUCCUGGGUGGAGGUGAGUGAAAGGGCGAGGCAGAGGAAGGAAAGAAGCUCUGGUGGGGAGCCCUCCCGGAUCAGGCCAAAGUCAUCCACCUAGUCCAGAAUCCUGUUCUCACGGUGGCCAAAUCCCCCUCAGAACCUAGGAAGCUAGAUAGACUUCCUCUGGCCCUGGAGGUUCCAUAAUGCGACCCCGUCAGUGAUGGGUGGGGUAUAAAUAAUAAAAAGAUGGUGUUACGGAAAUGACAUGGGGGCGGCCACAUCUUUAAAAUUCAUAGAAAAUCCAUACUUUAACCGACACUCCUCAUUCCAACGCCAUUUUGACCCUUAAAGAAAGGUGGGUUUGGGCUCCACGUCCCUCCAUGAACAGGGCACCCCGCCUUAAUUCCCCAAAUGUGAGAGCACAGACAUGGCCCCCCACCCAGGGAGUGACCAGGGGGGUGUUAACGGAGAAAUCUGAGGACUCCCUUGGCCAAAAACAAGGAUACCAGCCAGGAAUCCCAGAGCAAAACAGCAGCCAGUCGGCUUGGUCUUGAUUGAAGUCUGUCGUGACAGGACUCCCACCUGCCACCAGGUGGAACAAGAUGUAAGCCCCAAACAAAAGAAGACCCCAACUUUUAUUAGUUAAUCCCCAUGUUACACCCCCCCAAACUACAUCACUCGUACAUCACUGUUACAUCAUGAAAGGGGAGGUCUGGUGGCAGGAAUCCUGGACCCUGCCCCAUGGUUCCCCUUGUCCUCCACCAAACACCCAUCAAGUGAAGCAAAAGAUAUAUUUACAUUUCCCUGUUUCCCAGCCAAUUAAUCACACCCUUUUUUCUUCAUCUGGGUUUGGUAUUUCUGGAAUGGCUACCUGUCUGGCUCUCAGGUAUCAGGAGGCCAGGAAUUAUCACUCAGGCAGAGGGGCUGCUGAGGAGCUGAGCUCACAGGUCUAUAGGAAUUUCUGAAGUUUUCCCAGUGAGCCAGUAUAUAGAUACAUUUAUCACUGAAUUCUUACAUUUGGUAUCGUGCAGCAGAGGCCCUUUGAAUAGACAGGAAGAAACUGUGAUGAAGUGUUUUGUGGGGACAAGUCAUAAAAGUCACAAAAGGGAUUGUGCUGGUUUUGGUAGUGGGCUGCAGGUGCCUGAUAUCUGCUGGAGGGGCAACCCCCACCCCCCCAAUCUAUACAUAAAUUCGUGCAACAGGGGCAACCACAGACAUCUGCAGAGGCAGUUGAGCAAGUCAGGUGUUCUGAAAGCCCAUCUCCAGACAAGCCCUGAGGGCAAGGAGAUGUCAAGAGUUUUAUUUUUCUUCCAGUGAUGGAUACUUAAGGGGUGUUGGGAAAGGUGUCUGAUAAAGUGAACUCAUGUUGAACUUGCGUCACCCUUCUAGACCCCUCCCCAUUUGUGACAUGCUAGUGAUGUACUGAUGAUGUAUCCACGAUGCCCCUCAAAGUGUAUUCUGGGGGAAAGAGGGAAGUUUUAAAAGAGGACGUCACCCCAUGCUCAGGGUUCUUAUUCCUGGGGGGACCUGUUGCGCAGCAAUAAGGACCAUGGUCUACUGACCGCUCUUUUGCUCCAAAUUACUUGGCUGGAACUUCCUUCUUUCACUGGCCACAUGGACCCGAGACAAGCUGGGCUAUUGAGUGGUCUCUCACCCCAGAAUUUUUUCCAUAACAAGCCAAACUAUGAGGGAGAUAACCAGGCAGAGAGGGGCAAACAGCCAAGCUAUGUUGAAUUGGGAGAAUUAAGGGAGGGGGAGAGCAGUUAGGGAACACUUCAAUAGACAGUGUGGAAGCUUCUGUCCCCCGGGACGUGACAACGUUUGGGCCGGUUCUGUUGGGGAGGGGGAAAGGAGGAGGAGCCCGAGGGAGAAACUCCAUCAUGCAGUAAAGGCUGCAAUUCUUUGUCUGUUCUCGAAGCGACUGAAUAAAGCAUACCGCAUUUUUCCGUGUAUAAGACGAGCUUUUUUGACCCCAAAAUGAGGUUUAAAAUUUAGGCUCGUCUUAUACACGGGUAGUGCUGAGGGGGGACGUGCGAAUGUUUUUUGGGUGCGAGCCUGAGAUUGUAAGCGGUGAUUGGCUCCUUCUAAUCAUGUGAUUCAAAAACCCUUGCGCACCCUAGUUAUCUUAUACCAGAGGUACACAUGGCAUCCAUAGAGCAAAUCAGCCCCUUCCAAGCCUGAGUUUUAAGUGGCGAUUGGCCGCUUGGUUGUUUGGGGGAAUGCUGAAAAUUGGUGGAAACCGCAGGAGGAGAGAGCGGAUCUUGCGUUCGAAUCCUGCUUGCGGGUUUCCCUUUGGGGCAUCUGCUUGGCCCAGGCAUAGGCAAACUCGGCCCUCCGGAUGUUUUGGGACUACAACUCCCAUCAUCCCUAGCUAGCAGGACCAGUGGUCAGGGAUGGUGGGAAUUGUAGUCCCACAACAUCUGGAGGGCCGGGUUUGCCUAUGCCUGGCUCGGCCCCUGUGAGGACAGAAGGCUGGACUAGCUGGGCCCCUGGUCUAAGCCUGCAGGGCUCUUGGUAUAUGCUCAGGAGCCAGUGUGGCGUAGUAGUCUCGUAAUCUGGGGAAUCGGGUUCGCGUCUCUGCUCCUCCACAUGCAGCUGCUGGGUGACCUUGGGCCAGUCACACUUCUCUGAAGUCUCUCAGCCCCACUCACCUCACAGAGUGUUUGUUGUGGGGGAGGAAGGGAAAGGAGAAUGUGAGCCACUUUGAGACUCCUUCAGGUAGUGAUAAAGCAGGAUAUCAAAUCCAAACUCCUCUUCUUCUUCUCUUAAAUGAUAAAUUAUUUCCCUGAUUUGCCAUCACAGGACACUUUCGGUUGUGUCCCUCAGAGUCCCCCCCCCCCCCCGCUGACAUGUGAUGCCAUUUCCUUCUCCCUGAAACCACCAAGAGCUUUUGCUACUUCCUUUUCAAAGCAGAAACCCACAAACUUCUGCCUUUUUGGGUCUGUUUAGCCUGGGAAAGUGGAGGCGGAGAUAUUGGCCAUCUCCCAAGAUUUCCCCAUGGAAGAGGGAGCAGGCUUCUUUUCUCUUGCUCCUGGAGGGCAGGACUCGAACCCGUGGCUUCACCUCUUGAAUUAUUCUUAUUCUUAUUUACCCGCAACAGGGAGUACAGACUCAUCCAAAUCGCCACGUGGGGCGGCAGCAGGCGAGAGCAAUGGGGCGUUUCAGAGAUGCAAGGACUUGGAACCGGACCCUUCGAGGUGGAACGGAUUUGUUAACGGUAAAACAGCCUAUAUUGCCUGUUUUGUGAUUUUAAAUCUCUGCUGUGGCUCUAUCACCAAAAGUAAAGGUAAAGGGACCCCUGACCAGUCGUGGCCGACUCUGGGAUUGCGGCACUCAUCUCGCUUUAUUGACCAAGGGAGCCGGCACACAGCUUCUGGGUCAUGUGGCCAGCAUGACUAAGCUGCUUCUGGCGAACCAGAGCAGUGCAUGGAAAUGCCGUUUACCUUCCCGCCGGAGCGGUACCUAUUUAUCUACUUGCACUUGACAUGCUUUUGAACUGCUAGGUUGGCAGGAGCAGGGACUGAGAAACAGGAGCUCACCCCGUCAUGGGGAUUCGAACCGCCGACCUUCCGAUCGGCAAGUCCUAGGAUCUGUGGUUUAACCCACAGCGCCACCUGCGUCCCCAUCACCAAAAGUACUUUUACCCAAACUUGGAUUUAUGCCUCCAGAUAAUUUUCCUUUUAUCCGUUAACCCCAAUACUAAAAUAAACAGUCUUUUCUUCUGUUUUUCUUUCUUUCUCUCUCCGUUCUGCUUCCUUUGCAGAUUGUACCACUUGCUACCUGAAAUUCCGCAUCUGGCAACCUUGCCAUCUCACGGCCAGGACAAAGGAAUCCGUCACCCUGCCCUGCACCUUCAACUACACCUUGGAGGCUCAAGAGACGGCUGAGGUGUAUUGGCAUGUAGAAAACUUUCACGGAGAGUUCCUCUUCAAGCACCCCCACGACCCCGCCCACAGGUACACCCACCCGAACUACACAGGGCGGGUGUCUCUGGUCGGGGACUUGUCAAAGGGGCUCGAUGCGUCAAUCCAGAUUGAGAAUCUGGGGGAGUCGGACUCCAAUCUAUAUUUCUGCAGCGUCUUGGUAGAGACAGUUCGUGAAGGUGUGAAGUAUUGGCGAAACAUUGAGGGGACAAACCUCACGGUCACAGGUGAGCUGGCACAUUUUUAAAAAUGAUGCUUAUUUUUGAGUUUUUCAGUUUAGCAAUUGCACUUGUGUCCCCUUCUUAUACAAUAGUUCUGUUUGACUUCCCACCCAGCGUUCCGUGACUGUUCUUUUUACAUCUUGCUUAGCUGCAAAUACAUUAAUUAUUCCUUCGCCCUAUUUUCCACACUCCCGUAUCUUUCAUAUUAACAACUGUUGGUCACAAAGUACCCCCUACCGGGAAUUUAUAUUUGAGGUCCAUUUUUUUGCAAAUAUACCCCUAGGUAUUCUCUUGGUUUCCACUCUCUUGCAUAUUCUAUCCUUGUCGCAUAUAAAAAUAGGUUGUGGGCUUUCUUUGGUAAUUCAUUCCCAAGUAUACCUAGAAGAAAUGCUUCCCGUUUCUUGGGGAAGGUAAAUUUAAAGAUUUUCUUUAACUCAUUGUACACCACCUCCCCAAAGUCUUUGGCCUGUUUGCAGUUCCACCAUAAAUGAAUAAAGGAACCCUCUGCUUCAAGACAUUUCCAACACAUUUUUUUAAUUUCUUUUGUACAUUUAAGCCAAUUUAACCGGUGUCAAAUACCAUCUAUACUGCAUUUCAUACCUAUUUUCUCUUAUUUGAUAACAUGCCGAAAGAGUCCAUAAUUUUCCCCUCUCAUCAAUUCUGAUAUUACGCCCCAUAUCAAUAGCCCAUUUUAUCAUUGCCUCCUUAAUGAGUUUGUCUUUAGUCUCCCACUCUAGCAGUAGUUUAUAUAUUUUAGAGAUUAGUUUUUUAUUGGGCCCCAAAAUCACCCUUUCAAAUUCUGAUCCUUCUUGCACAAAUCCUCUUUGUCUUUUUAAAGCUUCUCCUUUAUCUGGAAGUAUUGAAAUGAGUCGUGUAUCCAAUUAGACACCUCCUCUCUAUCUUUUAAUUUUAUGUUGUCAUCUUUGUAUCCAAGGAGAUCUUUGUACUUUCCCCAUAUUCUGUCCACGUUUAGCUUUUCCACUGUAACCGCUUCCACCAGUGAGAUCCAACCGGGAGUCUUUCUUUCCAAAAUACCUUUACGUCUCAUCCAAACCUUACAUAGACUCCUUCUAAUCAUGUGAUUCAAAAAUCCCUUGCACACCCUAGUUUUCUUAUACCAGAGGUACACAUGCCAUCCAUAGAGCAAAUCAGCUCCUUCUAAGCUCAGUACAUUUGCAUCCUUCAAUUUGACCCACUCCUUCAUCCAGCUUAGACAGGUUGCUUCAUAAUAUAAUUGCUUGAACACCAUUUGUAAAGGCCAAUCCAAUGUCCAUAUAAUCUAGGAUCUUUGUCAUAAAGGUCCAUGAGACAUUGUCGAAGGCCUUUUCCCGGUGGCGGCAAUGUUAUUCUUGAACCUCAGUCACCAUUCAUGGUGACAAGACUUCUCAAAGUGCUCACAUUCUGACAAUCCGCAGUCACAAAAUGUGCCUGGCGCCUGGCUAAUUUCGAACGCUGCCUCAGCCCACAGCAAUUGCCCACAGCAGCCACCUUCUCCCCAGGGAUGGCACUCCAUUCUGCUUGGUUCAAAGGGGACCCCGGGGGAUGGCAGUGGAGCCUGAGGCAGAGCAGAAAAUGGGGAUCCACUCUCUCCCAGACAAAGGGCUGCGGAGGACCCAAAGUGACCACCCGAGGCAGGUAGACCCACAAGUGCCUCCCCACCACCACCACCCUAGACAGCAAAAAUACCACACCACAGAAAACACAUUAGAUACAUCUUCCCAGAGAGAAGAUGGAGCCAGCUUGCUUCCUGCUGCUCCAGAGGGCAGCACCUGAACCAACGGAUCCACAUUGCAAGAAAGGAGAUUUUGACUAAACAUUAGGAAGAAUUUUACCAGGGUAAGAGCUUGUUCAACAGAGGAACGGUCUCAAAAAACAACAACACAGAGGAAUGGUCUCCCCGUGAGGUGGUGCCCUCUCCUUCCUUGGAGCCUUUUCCUUGGAUGGCCACCUGUCAACGAGUCUUCAGCUGUGAUUCCUGUAUGGCAGGGGGUUGGGCUGGAUGACCUUGGAGGUCCCUUCCAUACAUGCAGUUUAAUAUUUCAACGAGGCGCUGCUCUCUCCCCAAUGCUGAGGAGGUGCAAUUGCAAAUGGCAGGCGCCUAGAUCAGGAGGCCCUUGAGGGUGCAUGAAACGGCUUGUGGGCUCCUGUGGGUGCCCCCCCUUCCUUGAAAGAAAUGCCCUUGUGCCAGGCCACUGCAGUGUGUGCCCGUCCUCAGCCUCUGCCUUGUGCCUCGGCCUAACUCUUGCUUUCUUCCUGCCCCCCAGGUCCUCCACUGCCGGACCCCCCCAGCUUCAACUUCAGCCUUGUAGGUCUGGUGAUUAGGGGAACCCUCGUAGGUGCCAUCCCUCUGGGGCUGCUGGCAUUCCUUGUAUGGAGAAAAGGUAGGGGGGCUGUUGUGGGGCAGGGAGGGAGGGGGCAGUUACUGCGCUAGGGUCCGUCUCUCCCUCCAAUCUGGCCCUCCAGAGGCGGCAGCUGGGAAGCCCCUCCUGCGUUUCUGUGCCAGCCCUUCUGCAGCCAGGAGAGGACGGGGGGGGGGGCAGCCUUUGAGCUCAGCCUGGCCUGGUUGUCCUCUCAUCUUUCCAAGCCAUCUAGGAUGGUGGUGUUGCAGGAAUUUAUGUACAGGUUGUGGGGGGGGGUGGUGGUGUUUGCCCCUCCAGCAGAUAUCCUGCACCUGCAGCCCACUACCAAAAUCAGCACAAUCACUUUUGUGACUCUUGGGAUUUGUCCCCACAAAACACUUCAUCACAGUUUCUUCCUGCUUAUUCAAAGGGCCUCUGCUGCACAAUACCAAAUGUAAGAAUUCACUGAUAGAUGUCUCUAUGUACUGGCUCACUGGGAAAACUAGAAAAUCUAGACCUGUGAGCUCAGCUACUCCAGAAAUAACAAACCCAGAUGAAGACAAAAAGGUGGGAUGAACUUGGCUGGGAAACAGGGAAAUGUAAAUGUCUCUUUUAUUCCACUUGAUGGGUGUUUGGUGGAGGGCAAGGGGAACCAUGGGGCAGGGUCCCGGAUGCUCAGAUUCCUGCCACCAGACCUCCCCUUUCAUGAUGUAACCAUGAUGUAUUAGUGAUGUAGUUUGGGCGGGUGUAAUAUGGGGAUGAGCAGCUAAUAAAAGUUUGGGGGCUCUUUUGUACAUGGCUUCCAUCUUGUUCCACCUGGUGGCAGGUGGGAGUCCUGUCGCCACAGUCUUCAAUCAAGACCAAGCCUACUGGCUGCUGUUUUGCUCUGGUAUUCCUGGCUGGGGUCCUUGUUUUUUGUCCAAGGGAGCCCUCGGAUUUCUCUGUUAACAGUUGGCAUCACUGCCUCCCGCAGCAGGGAGUUCCACAGUGUAACAGAUGUGCUGGCUAGCGCUGAUAGGAUUGGCAGCCCAAAACAUCUGGAUGGCCACCAGGCUGUGAGAUGCCAGCCCUGAUGGCUUCAGGUUGCUCAGUGAAACAUCAAAGGCACAGGACCUUCCUUGGAGUUUUUUAAGCAGAGGUCGGUGACCCUCUGUCAGGGAUUCUUCAGCUGAGAUUCCUGUAAGGCAGGGGGCCAGACUGGAUGUCCUUUGGGGGUACCUUCCAACUCUACAACUGUGAUUCUAUGGCCAAAGGAAAAAGCUCCCAGCACCAGAUGUUGGCUUGGGGAGGAGAGGGGAGGCAGAGGAAGAUGAGCGGAGGGAGGUGGGGGCGAGGAGAAUUGUAUUUCAACAUUCAGUUCAUAAGUUUAGUGCAGGGGUAGGCAACCUAAGGCCCAGGGGCUGGAUCCAGCCCUGUUAAGUUGUGGGUGAACAUAUCAGACGACACAGUGAUUCUUCAAACAGCUCUUGUUUAUUCAGAGGCCAGAACAGAACUGAACUGAGGAGCUCAGUCAGCCUGCUUAUAUAGAGCUCCAGUACAACGUUACUGUAGCAACUUUCUAAACUAUCCAAUCACUGAACGUCACUUUCAACCUUUCAUUUGCAUAACUAUCUACAGUAUCCCCCUGCUGGCCCAGGGUGAGAACUUCAGUACAUAACAGGCCCAAUUGCCUUCUCAAUCUGGCCCACGGACGGUCCGGGAAUCAGCAUGUUUUUACAUGAGUAGAAUGUGCCCUUUUAUUUAAAAUGCAUCUCUGGGUUAUUUGUGGGGCAUAGGAAUUCGUUCAUUAUUCUGCGUAAUGCAGAACUAGCCAGAUUGACAGGAAGAAUUCGAGACCAGGAUAAACAGAAGUUUCAAGAAAGUUGGAGUAAACUUAUGGUGUACAUAAAAGAUCAUUGUAAAGCCUUAAAAACACUGGCAGGACUGGAAUAACUCUUACAACGUAUGGCAGAUAUAAAGUUAAAUAAAUAGAAUACGCAAUAUAAGAAAAUAUAAGAUACUAAUUGAAGGGGUAGAGGGAAGUCAUAAGCUCGGCAGAGCUAAGGUAAUUAUGUGAUAUAUGUGUAUUACAACUGGAUGUUUAAAGAAAAUAAUAAACAUUUAUUGGGGGAGAAAGGAAUUUGUUCAUUAUUAUUAUUUUCCCCAAAAAAUAUAGUCCGGCCCCCCACAAGGUCUGAGGGACAGUGGACCGGCCCACGGCUGAAAAAGUUUGCUGACCCCUGGUUUAGUGUUCUAGCCAAAGGCCAUGUCAAAUUUGUAUUCGGCAAGAGUAUUAAUAAAAUUAUACAGAACAUCCACCCAUAAUCUUAAAAUCCACAAUAUAAAAACUUGACUUUGCAGAGUUCCUGAUCAUUAAAAUGCAGUUUCCCUUGUGCAUCUCCGACAGCUCCAAUUCUAACAAUAUUUCGCCUUUUUAAGAUUUUCCAACAUCCGCGAGUUAAGAGAGAGAGAUGAUGCCAGACACAGCAACAAAUGUAAUGUUGGAUAUUUACAAUCCUCUCCUCGCAUCUCUACACAUCCCUACACCUAAAUCUAUCUUGAUUUCAGAUUAGACCUCCGAAUCAUCAGAACAAUUUAUAGCAAUUUUAUCUGACUCAUUCUUUUCCUGUUGUUGUUUUUCCUAGCCUGUGCCAAGAGAACUGCUCCAUCUGCCACAAAGCCAUGA